Molecule: messenger RNA, 726 nt
Organism: Meloidogyne enterolobii
Lineage: Eukaryota; Metazoa; Nematoda; Chromadorea; Rhabditida; Meloidogynidae
Source: the annotation of a GenBank genome assembly
AUGAAGUUAAAUCUCGUUAUUCGAUAUAAUAGGCUAUAUAAAAGCCAAGGAUCUUCUGACUCAUUAUAUCCUUUCGAGCAAAUACAAUCUACGGUUAACUCCAAAUCUUUUCACAAAUCCAUGGAGCAGUCUGCGUAUUUUGGCGGUAAUCAAGUAUAUGGUGGCAGCGGUUCAGUCUACCUUGGUCGUGUAUAUGAUCCCCGAACAGGAGAAUAUGUUGAAAUGCCAUCUGGUAGAGCUGUUCAUGCCUAUCCAAGAAGUGCCUACUUUCCUGUUGCUCGUCCUGGCGAAAAUCUUCAAGUCAGAUAUUCUGGCGCUUCUCAUGGCAAUAAUAACCUUCCUGUUGCUCGUGCUUAUGGAGAAAAUCUUCAAGACAGAUAUCCCAGUGCUUCUCGUGUUAAUAGCGUCUUUCAUCCUGUUCGUCCUCGUGAAAAUCUUCAAGUCAGCUAUCCCAGUGCUCCUCGUGAUAAUACUAGCGUCUACUUUCAUCCUGUCCGUCCUCGCGAAAAUCUUCAAGUCAGCUAUACUGGAGCUUCUAGUGGAAACGAUAUUCAUGUCAGCUAUCCUACCACUUCUAAUGCUGAUACCAGUGAAUACUUUCAAAAUCUGAAUAUGGAUGGUGCUCCUGCUCGUCCUUCAGGCGAAAAUCUUCAUGUCAGCUAUCAUAGCACUUCUCGCGGAAACGGUAUCCCUUACUAUUAUGUAUUUAUUAUACCUAAUAUCUAA